Trifolium pratense (red clover) is the source of this 802-nucleotide messenger RNA. RefSeq lists its product as uncharacterized. NCBI's taxonomy places the organism in Eukaryota, Viridiplantae, Streptophyta, Magnoliopsida, Fabales, Fabaceae. Bases 84 to 518 code for a protein of 144 amino acids. The transcript has a single exon. The record is from RefSeq and is a predicted model, not a curated record.
AAAGUUUUCCUCACCCCCUCUUUUCCUUCCAACUUCUUUUCUUCUUUUUCUUUUCUAGUAACACUCUUUCAAAAAAUAAAACCAUGAUCCGUACCAUGUUACUUGCUUGUCAAGAAUUCCUUAAUAGGAAAAUAUUUGAUGAAAAAUUAGCAGAAAAACUCAAAGACACAAAGGUAAUAUAUAGAGAUGAGUUAGGUAAUAAAAAGAUCAUAUCUCCUUUGAAAAGAAGGACAUGUACGAAAAGUGUCCGGUUUGCGGAUUCAGAACAUGAAGCCGAUUUGGAAAAAGACGAAAAGGAGGAGUUGAUGAAAGGAAGAAGAAGCUGUAGUAUUGAGGAAUUAUUAGGAGAAAGAGAUAGGAUGAAUGUUACUAGAGUGAAGGUAAAGAUGACAAAAGAAGAAGCAGCUAAGUUGCUGUCAAAAUUUAAAUGCAAUGAAGGAGGGUCUCUUCAAUUUAAGGAUGUUGUUCCUGUGCUUGUGGCUCUUCCAAUGGACAGAGUUACCGUUGUGUCCACUUGAGCCAAUUAUGUAAUAUAUAGAAAUUGUAGGUGUUGUAGUGGAAUUAAUGUAGGAAACAUGUAUUAGCGCAAGUGGUUGAUGCGCACUAUGUGUGUGUAAGUGUUGUAAAUUCCAGAGCACUAAGUUUGAAAAAAAAAAUCUGCUAGGUUGGCUAAAAGUUUAAUGCUUCCAUUUGGAAUUAUUAUGUAUAUAUGGCAUGAGAUCAAGCAUGCAUCUAAAUGAUAUGUAGUGUUUGUGUGUCUUGUGAUUUUUGUUUUUUUUAAGAGAUCUUGUGAUUUUUGUGA